UCAGCAUGAGACAGAAACGGGUGAAAGGUGUCCUGACUGUGGCAGUAUAUAACACACCAGCUGGCCACAUGAAGUAGAGGUUUAUGCCAGAAGAAUGAUGAAUGUAAACAGAUUUGUUGUCUUGUCAAGAUCUGUUCGACUUGGACAGCGGCUGCUCGCCUGUAAUGUGAGGCAUGCUGGGGAAGAAGGACUCCCCCGCCAGCAGCGGAGGUCCAUUAAAACACACUCGAGAAACUUCGCUUACGCCAAGGAUUUGUUCCUCGGUCAGGUUAACAAGGAGGAGGUCUUCCCUUAUCCAGAAAUUGGAAAUGAAGAAGUGGAGGAGCUCAACCAGCUUGUUGCACCCGUUGAAAAGUUCUUCAAUGAAGAAGUUGAUUCAGCAAAGAUUGACCGAGAGGCCAGAAUCCCUCCAGAGACUUUGAACGGGUUGAAGGAGCUGGGGCUGUUUGGCAUCAUGAUUCCUGAGGAGUAUGGGGGUCUCGGAUUGUCCAACACCGUAUAUGCACGGCUGGCAGAGGUCACGUCCUUAGAUGGCUCUAUUGCUGUGACACUGGCUGCACAUCAAGCCAUUGGACUGAAGGGGAUUCUGAUCGCAGGCAAUGAAGCCCAGAAGCUGAAGUAUCUGCCCAAACUGUCUUCAGGAGAACACAUCGCAGCGUUCUGUCUGACCGAGCCUGGCAGUGGAAGUGAUGCAGCCUCCAUUCAGACCCGCGCAACCCUGUCAGAAGACGGAACGCAUUACCUGAUCAGUGGCUCCAAGAUUUGGAUUUCAAACGGAGCCAUUGCAGAUAUUAUGACCGUGUUUGCCAGGACGGAGGUGGUUGUAGAUGGCGUGAUGAAAGAUAAGAUUUCAGCAUUUAUCGUAGAGAGGGCUUUUGGGGGCGUCAGCAGCGGCAAGCCUGAGGACAAACUGGGCAUCCGGGGCUCCAACACUUGUGAAGUGUCCUACGACAACGUCCCCGUGCCAGUGGAGAAUGUAAUAGGAGAAGUAGGUGGUGGAUUCAAGAUUGCCAUGAACAUCCUGAACUCUGGGCGAUUCAGUAUGGGCAGUUCUUCAGCUGGAAUGAUAAAAAAACUAAUCGAAAUGACCUCCGAGUACGCUGCAACCAGAAAGCAGUUCAGCAAAAGCCUGGCGGAGUUUGGUAUGAUUCAGGAGAAGUUUGCAUUGAUGGCUGUGAAUGCCUUUGUGAUGGAGAGCAUGGCGUACCUGACGGCGGGGAUGAUGGACAGACCGGGGCUUCCAGACUGUUCUCUUGAAGCUGCCAUGGUUAAGGUGUUCAGCUCAGAGGGAGGCUGGAUCUGUGUCAGUGAAGCUCUUCAGGUCCUCGGAGGUCUGGGUUACACAAAGAACUACCCCUACGAGCGCUUCGUCAGGGACUGUCGCAUCCUGCCUAUCUUUGAGGGUACCAAUGAAAUCCUGAGGAUGUACAUCGCUCUCACUGGAAUGCAGUAUGCUGGCAAAAUCCUCACAGGGAAGAUAAAGGAGAUGAAGAAAGGAAAUAUUGGUAUGGCUUUGGGCAUGGUGGCCACCAAACUAAGGAACUCAUUCAAAAGUACGGCAGACUUCGGCCUGACGGGAAAAGAUGGAGUUCUGCAUCCCAGCUUGACGGAGAGUGCAAAGCAGAUGGAAGAGAAUGUCAGCCUUUUUGGAUCGACUGUGGAGAGUCUGCUCUACAGAUAUGGAAAGACUAUAGUGGAUGAACAGCUCGUCCUGAAGAGAGUAGCAGAUGUGCUGAUCAACCUCUACGCAAUGACGGCUGUCCUGUCCAGGACCAGCCGCUCCAUCAGCAUCGGGCUCAGGAAUCACGACCAUGAGGUGCUGCUCGCAAACACAUUCUGCAGCGACGCUUUCUUCAAGAACAAUUACAUGUUGACUCAGUUGCAAAAACACUCUCCUGAGAACAACGACGCCAACAUCAAGAAGAUCGCCAAGGAGGUGUUGGACAACAGAGCCUACGUCUGCGCUCACCCUCUUGAGAGAACAUACUGAGCUCUCCCAUGUGACAGUAAUACUGUGACUACUCCUAUUCUGAUUGGACAAUAUGGACCAGUCCAAUUCAGUCUAUACUCUUCUUUUACUUGGGUUGACAUUGGUCAGUUGAUUAAUAAAUUAAGAGAUUUAUAUAAGUAGUUACUGUAUUUUAUUAACCAUGGCUUCAAAGAUAACACCUUUUAUAGAUCUUUGCCAAAUGGCCAUGUCUCGUCUGAUGGCAUUAUGAGUUUUAUUCAAAAUGCUCUUCAAGUAUGGCGCUGGACAGUUGAUGCAUGUGUCUUCAUGACGUCAGAAGCAGGACAGUGCACUUGUACAGGAAAGACUGCUGCUUGUUGAAUCCACUGUAAGAAGAAACGGAACACAUAUGAACAAAACCCUUUCAUGAGUAUCUGUUGAGUUUCCUUUUGAAUAAAGAGUAAAUCAAACUAA
Messenger RNA from Cottoperca gobio, 2422 nucleotides. RefSeq names its product acyl-CoA dehydrogenase family, member 9 (gene acad9). The record is from RefSeq and is a predicted model, not a curated record. Lineage: Eukaryota; Metazoa; Chordata; Actinopteri; Perciformes; Bovichtidae. The coding region runs from base 95 to 1990 and encodes 631 amino acids. The transcript is spliced from 18 exons. Gene Ontology annotation, molecular function: acyl-CoA dehydrogenase activity; flavin adenine dinucleotide binding.